AUGAGUGCGCCGUCAGUAAUACGGCCGGUACGGCAUGUCAUCCAAUGGAAGCCGCAAUCCGCGGUCCUCCGGCCAAUCCAGGCCACCUCCAUUCCUUCGUUAUCCCGGCCAAAGAGCUCAGUAGCAUCCAAGGCCGCGAGACCAGCGUCUACCACAGCAGCUGAAUCUAAAGAUUCCAAGCCCGAUCCUAGACUCCCCCGAUCCGUCCAGUCCCUAUACCUCCAGCCGCUGCGCCACGAAGUCGAGUACGGCGUGCCCUCGGCCGAUCUGCAGCUGCGGUCCUUCAACGUCCGCAGCCUCGAGUUCUUCUGCGACUUUGCGCUGCGGGCCGCCUACUACCUCAAGCUGCCCGCCUUUGGACCCGUACCGCUGCCCAAGAUCACGGAGCGCUGGACUGUGCCCAAGAGUCACUUCAUCUUCAAGAAGUCGCAGGAGAACUUUGAGCGUGUGACGCUGCGGCGCCUCAUCCAGAUCCGCGACGGCAACCCGGAGACGGUGCAGAUAUGGCUCGCCUUCCUGCAGAAGCAUGCCUACCCCGGCGUCGGUAUGAAGGCCAAUAUGUGGGAGUUUAGCAAGCUGGACGUCGGCAAGUUGAUGGACGAGGGUGCGAAGGAUGCUGCUGGUGUGAUCGAACCCAAGUGGGCGCAUUUGGGAGAGAGCAAGACGAUCGGCACGGUUGAGAAGGUGGAGGAGCUGUUGACAAAGGAGAGAGUCAACCUCAGCGGAGGCCUAGAUGAAAAUGAGGUGGUGCAGGGGUCCCGCGACAGCCCAGUCGCUGAGGAGCCUCGCCCGCAACCCGCGCGCCUCACUCGCAACAGCGCCGGGGCCGCCGUGGCUCUCAUCUCAAUGCCACCAGAGCAGCCGGCGGCGCCUAGCCUCCUCCUCAUCCACCUCCGCCACGGGUGCGCCCGCCGCCGCCGCGGCGCCGGCCGUCGUCUUCUCGGGCAUCCAGCCGACGGGCGUGCCGCACCUGGGCAACUACCUGGGCGCGCUGAGCCAGUGGGUCCGGCUGCAGCGCGAGGCCGCGCCGGCGGACCGGCUGCUGUUCUCGAUCGUCGACCUGCACGCCAUCACGGUGCCGCAGGAGGCCGAGGCGCUGCGCCGGCGGAGGCGGGAGAUGAUGGCCGCGCUGCUGGCCAUCGGGAUCGACCCGGAGCGGUGCAUCGUGUUCUAUCAGUCGUCGGUGCCCGCGCAUUCGGAACUCAUGUGGAUUCUCAGCUGCACGGCGUCUAUGGGUUAUCUCUCGAGGAUGACGCAGUGGAAGGUUGGGGCCGAUGGCAGAGCAAAAUGCAUCUAUCCAACGAUGCCUCGUUCCUGGAUGAGAAGGCCAAGACGUCCUUGAAGCUGGGUCUGUUCUCAUACCCCGUGCUACAGGCCGCUGAUAUCCUUGUCCACCGAGCUACACACGUCCCCGUCGGCGAAGACCAGCGGCAACACCUCGAGUUCGCCCGCGACUGCGCCCUCGGCUUCAACCACGUCUACGGCGGGCAGCACCUCGUCGCCCCCGAGACCAUCCUCUCCAAAUCCGCCCGCCGCGUCAUGUCCCUCCAGCAGCCGACGCAAAAGAUGUCCAAGUCCCACGCCGACCCCCGCUCGCGCAUCCUCCUCACCGACUCGCCGGCCGAGGUCCGCAAGAAGCUCAUGUCCGCCCUCACCGACUCGACCAACGCCGUCAGCUACGACCCGGCCGCGCGCCCCGGCGUGGCCAACCUGCUCGAGCUGCUCUCCAUCUUCGAGGGGGAGACGGAGGCGACGCCCACGCCCGAGGAGCUCGCCGCCGAGAUGGCGGCCGCCGGGGCCACGCUCAAGACGCUCAAGGAGCGCGUCGGCGACGCCGUUGUUGACGGCAUUGGGGGCAUCCGCGAGCGGUACCUCGAGCUGCUCAACCGCGACGGCGGGAGGUACCUGGACGAGGUGGAGGCCAAGGGGGCAGAGAAGGCCCGGGCCAGUGCCGAGGAGACGAUGAAGGAUGUGCGGUCUGUCGUGGGGCUUUGA
Thyridium curvatum is the source of this 1995-nucleotide messenger RNA. RefSeq lists its product as uncharacterized. The record is from RefSeq and is a predicted model, not a curated record. Gene Ontology annotation, molecular function: tryptophan-tRNA ligase activity; structural constituent of ribosome; ATP binding. The transcript is spliced from 10 exons. The coding region runs from base 1 to 1995 and encodes 664 amino acids. Lineage: Eukaryota; Fungi; Ascomycota; Sordariomycetes; Thyridiales; Thyridiaceae. Gene Ontology annotation, cellular component: mitochondrion; ribosome; mitochondrial matrix. Gene Ontology annotation, biological process: mitochondrial tryptophanyl-tRNA aminoacylation; translation.